This is a messenger RNA of Camelus dromedarius (Arabian camel), 252 nucleotides long. Its product is annotated as small ribosomal subunit protein eS27-like. The transcript has a single exon. NCBI's taxonomy places the organism in Eukaryota, Metazoa, Chordata, Mammalia, Artiodactyla, Camelidae. Bases 1 to 252 code for a protein of 83 amino acids. The record is from RefSeq and is a predicted model, not a curated record. Gene Ontology annotation, molecular function: structural constituent of ribosome; RNA binding. Gene Ontology annotation, cellular component: cytosolic small ribosomal subunit; ribosome. Gene Ontology annotation, biological process: ribosomal small subunit assembly; translation.
AUGCCUCUGGUAAAGGAUCUCCUUUAUCCCUCUCCAGAAGAGAAGAGGAAACACAAGAAGAAGCGCCUGGUGCAGAGCCCCAACUCCUACUUCAUGGAUGUGGAGUGCCCAGGAUGCUGUAAAGUCACCACCGUCUUUAGCCAUGCACAAACAGUAGUUUUGUGUGUUGGUUGCUCUACUGUCCUUUGCCAGCCUACAGGAAGAAAAGCAAGGCUUGCAGAAGGAUGCUUCUUUAGACAGAAGCAGCACUAA